CAUUUGCCUGCCCACUCUUUUUUAAUAAAUAAUUUGCGUGGUCUUCCAUUAUAAAGCAUUCAGGAAGUGAAUUGAAAUGGAAUUGGACGGAAUCUAACGACUGACCUCGUGUGUUCCAGUUACGGAUAAUUGCACCUUCCCACGCUACGAACGGCAUGUCCAGAUCGAGACUUGGUUUCUUGAGUCAUUUUUAUUACUGUGCUGUGCAGUGAACCGCAUCGGUUGUUUUAUAUUGAUCCUACAAAAUGAGUCAUUUGGCCCUUUUUAUUUGAUUUUGUAGAAGUCUUGGUGAGUCAACCAACUCAUAUCAAAAAAGUAAACAAUAUUCUAAAUUUGAACUCUCAAACGGUUGCCCAUCUUAUACUAGAAAAUGUCUCGUCCUCGGCCCCAAUGGCAACUACAAGCCUUGGCUGCACAACGGAGGGAUAAUGAGCUUAGAAAAGCUGAGGAGUUAAAAAAAGUAGCCAAUUACUUCGAAGCCAACACAAACAAGUCGAGGCACCAUGAGCAGUGGACCACAGAGGGGUACUAUGAGAAGGCCAACCGAGAGGCCGAACUGCUUAGUGAAAGAAAGAUUAGAGCUGCACAGUUGGAAGAGAGAAGGAAGAAAUUGGAACUGAUGUUGUUUCAAGAAAAUAUGCAAUACCAACAAGAAUUGAAAAACUUGGCAGCUCAGCCGAAAUUCUUCAAAAAUGGUUCAUAUCUAAACAAAGUACCCACAUCAACCCUCCAAGAGAUCAACCAAGGCAUAGUGGACAAAGAGGAGCAGCUGAGGCGGCAGCAGGCUGAGCUGCGCCUGCACCACGCGUGGAGGCUGCGCCAGCCGGAGCUGAGGGCCGCCAGCUCCUACAUCGCCAGCGGGAAACUCAAGUCUGCUUGGAUGGAGCAGCUAGUGGAGAAAGAGAUGCAGAAGAAGAAAGAAGAAGAAGAAACCAGGAAGGUGUUACAGGAGCGAGACGCGGACCUGCGCCGACAGAUACAGAAAGAAGAGGAGCGGCUUAAAGAGAAAGAGCUACAAAUGAAGGAGCUCCGCGAAAGCCUGGAGGGUCAAAUAGCAGAAUUGAGCGAAAAAGAAGGCGCAGUAAAAAAACUGCGCAAAAUAGAAGAAAGAGAGAGGCUUAUCCUAGAGGAGUUGCAGUUUAUAUCGAGCGAGAGAGAGAAGGAACAUACGAGGCUGAAGGCGGAAAGAGACGCAGAUAUUGUGAACAUGGGUUUACAUAAAUACAAGUUGAAAAGGAAAGUGAUAUCGAUUUUGAAAGAAAUCGAUUUGGACCUGCAAAUGUUGGAGAAAAUGAAAGCAGCGGUUAUGAAGGAUGUGGAAACCCAACAAGAAAAAUGCGCCAAUCACAGGCGCGUGCUGGACUCCGCGCUGCAGCAGUUAGAGGAGCACCGCGAUAGAGAGCGACAGAGACAGAAGAACAUCGAGGCUAUGUACGACGGCGAGGCGAGGCAGAUCAAUGAGAAACAGGAUAAAAUGUGGGCUAAAGAACGCGAAGCACGCUCGUUACUCAUGCAAGAAGUACUAUCAGCUCUGAAGAGGCAGGUUGAAGAGAAAUUGGAGCUAAACAUACAGAAACAGAAGGCCAACGUUCUGGAGCGUGAGAAGAUUCUGGAAGACAUGGACAGCUUCCAUAAGGAAGUGAGGAGUAAGGAGCGAGAAACACAGCUGGUGAACUCGUCGUACGCUAGCGUGUCGGCGCUGCAGUCGCAGCUGCACAGGCUGCAGCAGCAGCAGCAGCAGCUGGCGGCCGCGCGCGCGCGCGAGCUCCGGCUGCGCGACGCGAGUGCGCACGACCGCAACAUCAGGCAGGAGAUUGCGAAGAUGCAACGCGAGGGAAGCGUUCAAGCUUGGACAUGAUUGGUUACACCAUUUGUAUUUUUUAUUUACAUUACCAGAAUCUUUCAUUUUUAUUUACCACAGCGGCGUAGUAUAAUUUGUAUCUAUUAGUAGGAAUUAUUACAUUACCACUGCGUAUUGGAUUACUGUUUAUUCAUAAAAAAAAUAAAUCUAAGUAUUAUAUAGUGCGAUAGUGAAAAAAUAUUUUUUUACCUUCAAAGUAUGCUUUAACUUUUUAUGAAUAAGGUUUACAAUAUGAAUAUUAAAUAUAAAUUAAUUAAUAUUGAAAUAUGGCAGUUACAUGGUGGCUCAGAUACGUUGUUGUUUCCAGAGAUAGUAGAUAGCGCCGCUAUUUACAGAAAUUUAAAUAUAUGGAGCAAUUUAAACAUACAUUGGGUAUCAUUGUAGUACCCAAGUCCUAUAAACAAACGAAGUGGUUUUUAUCACUUUGUUACAGUCUGUGUACCAACAUUUUGUUACAUUCUGUGUUUAUUCCAAUGUAUUUAUUAAGAUUGUACUUGUCAUAUUAGUUGAUAAUAAUUUUAGAAUAAGGAUAAAUUCAAGUCUGAGAGAGGUCUACCAAUGGCCUAAGUCAAACACGUGUGAUUUUGAGUGAUAUUAUUAUCUAAACAUAUUUUAAAAAAAUAGCAAUGUAUAUGUGGUGUAAUACGAGCAAUACUCUAUCGAUCAUGGUCGUGGCGGAAUUAAUGUACAUUGCUUAGUUUAUAAAUUAUAGUUUUGUAUAACGACAGGAAUUACCAGCAAUGUAGUUUGAUUCGCAACAAUCGCGAAGCUAAAUGUAAUUAUUUUACAACUAGAAGAUAUGAAAUAAAUAAGUAAUGUAUUUUGAUAUUCUUUCCAAAAUUGUUACAAAAUUGAUUUAAUUUGCAUGAUAUUAUAAGAAAAAAGAUUAUUUGUUUGGAAUAAAAUAAAUCACAUAUUUUUCAAAUA
Messenger RNA from Plodia interpunctella (Indianmeal moth), 2788 nucleotides. RefSeq names its product trichoplein keratin filament-binding protein-like. Bases 371 to 1858 code for a protein of 495 amino acids. NCBI's taxonomy places the organism in Eukaryota, Metazoa, Arthropoda, Insecta, Lepidoptera, Pyralidae. Gene Ontology annotation, biological process: apoptotic process. The record is from RefSeq and is a predicted model, not a curated record. Gene Ontology annotation, cellular component: keratin filament. The transcript is spliced from 11 exons.